This is a messenger RNA of Onychostoma macrolepis, 4178 nucleotides long. RefSeq names its product BRCA1 associated protein-1 (ubiquitin carboxy-terminal hydrolase) (gene bap1). The transcript has 17 exons. Gene Ontology annotation, biological process: ubiquitin-dependent protein catabolic process; protein deubiquitination. The record is from RefSeq and is a predicted model, not a curated record. Gene Ontology annotation, cellular component: cytoplasm. NCBI's taxonomy places the organism in Eukaryota, Metazoa, Chordata, Actinopteri, Cypriniformes, Cyprinidae. The coding region runs from base 207 to 2477 and encodes 756 amino acids. Gene Ontology annotation, molecular function: cysteine-type deubiquitinase activity.
CACCGUUUUGCGUCAUGACGCACGGCGCAGCGGAAUUACGUCAACUACAGUCGACGGCGCUGCUCUUUAUUGUGUUUACUAGCCGUCCGGAUCGUCCAAAGAUGGAUCAAAUAUGUAUUAGGAAAUGACUGAUGUAGUUCUUUAUAACAUUUAAGGACUGGUCUGUGGUUUAGCGGAGAGAUUUGGCGACUCUGAUUUCUGCAAAAAUGAACAAAGGUUGGCUGGAGUUAGAAAGUGACCCGGGGUUGUUCACACUCUUGUUGGAGGACUUUGGUGUGAAGGGCGUUCAGGUGGAGGAAAUCUAUGAUCUUCAGAGCAAAUGUCAAAGUCCUGUCUAUGGCUUCAUCUUCCUCUUCAAGUGGAUCGAGGAGCGAAGAUCUCGGCGUAAAGUCUCCACGCUGGUGGAUGAAACCUCAGUUAUCGAUGACGAGAUUGUUAACGACAUGUUUUUUGCUCACCAAUUAAUACCGAACUCCUGUGCCACCCACGCUCUUCUGAGUGUGCUUCUGAACUGCAGCGGCGUGGAGCUGGGAAUGACUCUGAGCCGAAUGAAGGCUUUCACCAAGGGCUUCAGUCCUGAGAGUAAAGGUUACGCCAUUGGAAACGCUCCUGAGCUGGCAAAAGCACACAACAGCCAUGCCAGACCGGAGCCGCGGCACCUGCCAGAGAAACAGAACGGCAUCAGCGCCGUGCGGACGAUGGAGGCUUUUCACUUCGUUAGUUACGUGCCAAUCAAAGACCGGCUGUUUGAGCUGGACGGUCUGAAGGCAUAUCCCAUCGACCACGGGCCGUGGAGUGAGGAUGAAGAGUGGACGGAUAAAGCCAGACGGGUCAUAAUGGAGCGAAUAGGACUGGCCACUGCUGGAGAGCCCUACCAUGACAUCCGGUUCAAUCUUAUGGCGGUGGUUCCAGAUCGCAGGAUAAAAUACGAGUCCAAGCUGGAGAUCCUGAAACGGAACAGGCAGAUCAUUCUGGAAGGGCUCCAGCAGGUUAGAGAGAAAAAAGUAAUUCGGAUGACCCAACAAGAUUCAGGCCAGGAUCGAAAGCAACAAGACUCCUCCUCCUCAGAAGACAUGCCUCCUGCUGUGAAAAAGGAGGAGGGGCAAGAUACGCCGAUAACUUUGUGUACAGAGCAGGCCACACCCACAGAAACUCAGGAAGCUCUCCCAAGUACCGCUGGAAAAGUCAGACCCAUGGCUAAACCUGUCACCUUGCCAACAGGGGGCGCUCCGCCACCAGCCCCUCUACCUGUUCCCAGCCCCAAUCCCAUCGUCCAGCGUCUGCCAGCCUUCCUGGACAACCACAACUACGCUAAGUCCCCCAUGCAGGAAGAGGAGGAUCUUGCUGCGGGUGUGGGUCGCUCACGCCUACCUGGCCCGCCUCAGCCCCCUUAUUCUGAUGAUGAGGAUUACUAUGAUGAUGAAGAGGAGGAGUGCAGCACUGCAGGUGCCACAAGCAGUAGGGUCCGAAGAAAGGUUGGUCUACGUGCACGUACCAUGGGCCGCAGUGGAGUGGGUGCGGUUGCGGCAAUGGAGGGUCAGCUAGCACUCAGUGUUUUAGCUGAGAAACUCAAGAAGGAAGUCCAAAGGAAGGACUCCAUGGCUACAACGGGUUCCACACCUCUGAAUGUACGCACCGAGGGUCGCACGGGUGGGAUCAGCAUCACCUCGGCCUGCCAGCCAUCGCCCACACCCAGUAACGAAAGCACGGAUACGGCCUCAGAAAUCGGCAGCGCGUUCAACUCACCACUCCGCUCGCCUGCAAGAUCACAAGCAACUACGCGCCCCUCCAGCCCUGUGGUGCCCCACUUGAGUCGUGUGCUGUUUGGAGAAGAAGAGGGGCCGCUCAGGUUAGACGCCCGACACAAUCGAGCCAUCCGGGACUUGGGGGCGCUAGUGAGCUCCACGAUGCUGCGACUGCAAGAGGAUGGAGUCAUGUACGCCUUGCCAGCUACAGAAACAUUGGAAGGGUUAAAGAAAGCGGGUGGUGUGGAGAAGAAAGAGAAAGAAGAGACGACCGGCCCAGGAGGACAGGAGGAAGUGAAGGAAGGAACAUCAGUGGAGAUGAAACAGGAGGAUGUGAAAGAGUCAGUGGACGUCAAACCGGACAAGGAGAACCUGCCGUCUACCGCCGCUGAGACCAGCACCAAACCUCCUGGAGAAAAAUACACUCCUAAAGAGUUGCUGGCCUUGUUGAAGUACGUGGAAGCUGACAUUGCCAACUAUGAAGUGUGUUUAAAAGAAGAAGUGGAGAAAAGGAAAAAGUAUAAGAUCGAUGACCAAAGGAGGACUCAUAACUAUGAUGAAUUCAUCUGCACCUUCAUAUCAAUGCUAGCACAAGAAGGUAUGUUAGCGAGUCUGGUGGAGCAGAACAUCUCUGUGCGUCGCAGACAGGGCGUAAGCAUUGGCCGGCUCCACAAACAACGCAAACCUGACCGGCGGAAGCGUUCACGACCAUACAAAGCCAAACGCCAAUAAAUGCUAAAAAAGAACCUAAUGGCAGAAACUCGACAACUCAAUCUUUCUGAAACAUUGUCCAGAGACAUUUCUGAAGAUGAACAACGAUACCAAACACCUCAUUGACAGUGUUAGAUAUUGAUUAAAAUAUUGUUUUUUUUUAGUCAAGCUUUGUUUCACAUAAUAAACUGCCCAUGUAAAAGUACAUCACCAAUUCCAAAGCAAAUUGGUGAUGCUCAGAAGAUGUUUAGAGAUACUGAACCAUUUUUCAUGUUGCCAUUACUUCAUGUACUGUAUCAAGCUAAUCAUAAAACCAACAAUCAUUGGAGCACCAUAUUGGGAAAAUGACUGAGUAUCUUGACUGAGUAUUGGGCUGGACUGAUUCAGGCUCUAAAUUACAAAGAUUCCAAGGACUCUCCAGAAAUCCCAAAUAUCUAGUCAAGGUGCUACCAAAGAUAAUGGUGCUCCAAAUUCACUCAAACAGUGCAGGGUUUGUCUGUUGUUAACAAAUGGACCAAUUGCCAAUCUGGAUGGGACUCUAGAGAUGUGCUUUUCAAAGUCUACAGCCGUUUUGGUCAUAAGAGUAAUAGACAAAAAGAAUCCAAGAUGUUUUAAGACUGUAAACUUGAGUUGGUUUGUGAAUGUGUAUUGGUUAAUUUCAUACAAAUCAUCUCUGCAAGAGUUAAAUAAUGCGGAGUUCACACUGCACGAUUUUAGCCCGAUUUUUCACUAGCAAACAGGUUUUGAUAAAUCGCCGACAAAUGCCCGAAAUCGGAGGCAAAUCGGUGCUCGUUCACGCGAGUGACAGUCGCAUAGUGUGAAUGAUCAAAGACGCGAUCUGAGAGAAUCGCCGAUGCGUCGCCGACGCUCGCGAAAUAUCUGUAGCUGUCAGCGAUUCACAAUCCUGCUGUGUGAAUGAGUUCUGACUGAAAAAUACAUCGGCGAUGACCUACAGCCAAUGAGAGAGCAAGAUACAGGGCAGAGGGAAGUUCGGGGAGGACUUUAUUUAUUUAUGUUUUUUUACAAAGCAAUUAGCCUUUUACAAACAAUGUGCCUACAUUUUUGCAUUAGAAUAUACAAAACAGGUAGGCUACAUGAAGAUGAAGAAGGGGCUAGGGUUUUUCCUGUAAAUAAUAUUCUUCUAUAAAGGACAAAAGAUUUAUUGCAUUUUUCUUUUUCAUCACUUUGAGGGCUUUUAUAUCCUAUAAGAAAUAAACUCAUUAUUAAAAUGCACAAAACGUUGGUUUCACUUUCAAGUAGAUUUGUGUAUAUAAAAAUUUCCCAGCAGAAGUAUGUUUGUUUAAGUCAUCUUUGUUAAUUAUUGUGUGUUUGUGGAGGACUUGUAGACCAUAAUAUCAGCGUGAUCUUGCGUUAUUACCUCGCGUGCGUUUGGCUGUAGUUUGCAGACCAGACAGAGACAGAGUUGUCAAGUUAUAAAGUCAUGCAGCGUGUAACACCUGUCGCCAAUCCAUCGUGCAAUGUGAACACAGCAGCGACUGCUACCCCAGAUAGUCGUGCGGUGUGAAAACAACGGUGACUUUGAAAGUCAUGCAGUGUGAAUUCGGCAUUACUUGUUCUUCACAAUUUUCUUGAUGAUUGUUUUUAUUGGUAUGGAAUAGGCCAGUGGGUUUUGUCUCAGACAUGUUCUGUUUGUUUGCACAUUUGUGUAUUAUUUGAUGUCUACACAGGACUGUCCGAUCCAGACAUUAAAGCAAAUGUUUC